AUGGGUUGUUGUGGCUGUAGAGGAAGCUGUACCACCUGCAACAGCUGUGGUGGCUGCGGCUGUGGCGGCUGUGGCGGCUGUGGCUGCGGCGGCUGCGGUGGCUGUGGCCGCUGUUGCUGUACCACCUGUACCUGCCGCCGUGUAGGCUGCUGCUCUGGCUGCUGCCCCUGCUGCUGUGGCUGCUGUGGAGGCUGCUGCAGCCCUACAGUGGUCUGCUGCCGCCGCACCUGCUGCUGUGGUGGUUGUGGCUGUGGCUGUGGUGGCUGUGGCUGUGGCUGUGGCUGUGGCUGUGGCAAGGGCUGUGGCUGUUGCAAGGGUUGCUGCCAACAGAAAUGCUGCUGCCAGCAGUGCUGCUGUAAGAAGCAAUGCUGCUGCUAGAAAGGAGUGAUCUGGGAAAGACUAUUUGGGACAUGCAAAGCAUGAAGGUAAGACUUUCCUCUCAACCUGUCUUCUUUAACCUGACGUGUAUGCAUCUGAGUCCUGCAACAUAUUAGUGGGUUGCACCUCCAUUCAGUGGACACUGUGCAUCUUUUUGAUUUCAUAGAAAUAUCACAUACAAAACAGCCAAGACAAGAGUCUAACCCAGCUUGUAUAUGUUGUUGAAAGCAGAAAAGAAAAGCAGGCAUAAGUUUACCUUUUCCUUCUUAUAACAUAUAUGCAUAUAUGCACAUAUGUGUAUAUGUAUAUGUAGAGAUGCACAUAUGUAUGAAUAAUGCUAUUGUCUAAAUAUGAAAAUUCUUUACCGAUGUUGGAAAGUUUGGUGCCUUCAGAUGCUAAUUUGUGCAUUUGUAUUAAUCUGUUUUUGCUAUACUUUUAAUGUUUUUUAUUAAUCCAUCUUCCUAUAAAUAUCUCAAUAAAAUCUGCUAAAUUCCAAACAAAA
This is a messenger RNA of Antechinus flavipes (yellow-footed antechinus), 880 nucleotides long. Its product is annotated as small cysteine and glycine repeat-containing protein 5-like. The coding region runs from base 1 to 378 and encodes 125 amino acids. NCBI's taxonomy places the organism in Eukaryota, Metazoa, Chordata, Mammalia, Dasyuromorphia, Dasyuridae. The transcript has a single exon. The record is from RefSeq and is a predicted model, not a curated record.